Molecule: messenger RNA, 643 nt
Organism: Macrobrachium nipponense
Lineage: Eukaryota; Metazoa; Arthropoda; Malacostraca; Decapoda; Palaemonidae
Product: cuticle protein 7-like
Exons: 3
Coding region: 91-528 (145 amino acids)
Cellular component (GO): extracellular matrix
Source: RefSeq, a predicted model, not a curated record
GGGAGGUGGAAGAGGAGGAGGAGGAGGAGCGAAAGUCUGAGGUAUAUAUAAAGGCUGACGCGCAAUGCCUGUCAUCAUCAAACGAACGCCAUGUCUCUCCAGAUUACCCUCGUCGUCGUCGCCUGCGGGAUCGCCUUGGCCUCUGCCGAGCUGCCACCAGCCUACGGUGCCCCUCCCGCCUACGCGCCUCCUGCACCAAGAUACUCUGCCCCCGUCUCCUACAAGGAACCAGCAUAUCCUGACGAACCCCCCAAGUACACCUUCAACUACGGCGUCGCCGACGACUACUCCGGCGCCAACUUCGGCCACAGCGAGUCCCGCGACGGCUACAACACCCAGGGCAGCUACACCGUCAACCUCCCCGACGGACGCAUCCAGACCGUCACUUACUACGACAAUGGCGACGGCCUCGUCGCCGAGGUGACUUACAAGGGAGAGGCCCAGUACCCAGAUACCCCUGCCUACGGCCCAUCCCCCUCCUAUCAACCCGCCCCAAGGUACCACGCCCCCGCUCCGACAUACGCGUAAAGCAAAUCGAUGACCCGCCGAAUUUUCCUGUCCUUCUGUUCCAGGCCCUCGUCUCUAUUUAUCUUGUGAAUAUGACACCUGUGAGCGUGCUAUUAAAGCUAUAUUUUGUGUAAAA